AUGCCCAUCACACAGGACAACGCGGGGGUCUUCCUCCCCCUCCUGUGCCAGUGGCUGCAGAACAGCCGGCGGGAGGGGGCCGAGGGAGCCGAGCAGCGGCUCUGCCGCUCGGCCGUCCAGAAGCUGAGCGAGUACAUCCAGCUCAACUUCUCGGUGGAUGAGAGCAAUCUGCAGCCAGGGAACUGCGGGACUUUGGAUACGGAGAUCUGCACCAUGUACCUGGCCCAAGAGAUGCGGAAAAAUGAGGUUCUGGGCUUGAGCUUUGGGAAUAUCCCUGCUCUGGGGGACUAUGGGGAGAAGCGUCGGGGAGGAAAGAAGAGGAAGGCACAUAAGGGGCCUGUGCUCGACGUUGGGUGCAUCUGGGUGACAGACUUGAAGAAGAACAGCCCGGCCGGGAAGUGCGGGAGAGUGCGCCUGAAAGACGAGAUCCUUUCUCUGAACGGACAGCUGAUGGUCGGAGUGGAUGUCACUGGAGCAAGUUACCUGGCUGAACAGUGCUGGAAUGGCGGCUUUGUCUACCUGAUCAUGUUGCGCCGCAUCAAGCGCAAAGCCCCGCUGCCUCCCUCCAACGGCAACAACAGCAACAGCUGCGAGCCCAAAGCCAAGCCCAUCCCUGAGCCCGGAGACAGGGCUGCUCAAAAUGGGAAAAGGACCAGGAAGUUUGGGGUCAUCACCAGGACACCAGGCAGCAAGGACAGCAAGGAGAAGCUGGGCUCAGAGCAGGGGAAUGGGCACUGCACCCCGAUGGAGGUGGAGGUUGCUCAGCCGGAGACCUCUGAAGCAGAGAGCAAUGGGGAAGAGCAGCACCAGGGCACCGGGGCACCUUACCGGGGCCAGCUGUCAGAUGCUGGCAUGCCAGACAUUGGGGACCAGGCUGCCCAGCGAGAAGGUUGCCGUAUAUGGAAGAUGCACAUCCUGAAGGGCACGGAUGGGCUGGGAAUCCAGAUAACAGGAGGCAGAGGGUCGAAGAGGUCCCCUCGCAGCAUCAUCGUCACCCAUGUGGAUGAAGGCGGCUCUGCACACAGGGAUGGCAGGCUGAUGGCCGGCGACGAGCUCCUCAUGAUCAACGGGCAGUCACUGGUGGGGCUCUCCCACCAGGACGCCGUGGCCCUCCUCCGCUCCGCCGCUGGCCUGGUGCAGCUGGUGGUCUCUAGCAAGGAAUCUUCUGAAGGAGAUCUUCUGAAGUAUCCAUCUACCAGUUUGCCAGACUUGCUUAGCAGUUGCUCAGUCGAAGACUCUGUCUCUUGCACUGACAAUAAGGAAAAUGAACAGCCAGAAGAAGAUGUAAAAGGAUUGAAUGUGUCUCCUGAAAAACUGGUUGCUGUGAUGGAAACUGAGAAGUCUCAAGAUCCAGCUUGUGCAGAAGUAUCCAAAGGAAAUAAUCUGAGUUCAACUCUGGCAAGUGGCAUACUGAAAUACCGAAGUCGAUCUCAAGGUGCCGGAUCCCGCUUGGAGUCUGUGGGAGAAGAUGAUGAGCUGACAGUGGAAAAUGGUGAAUCAAAUUACGAAAUAGCGGUGAAAUAUUCCCGGGGUGGAAGAAAGCACUCUCUGCCUCAGCAGCUGGAGUCAGCAGGAGCCAGACAGGACUACCAUAUCGUGAAGAAAUCUACUCGUUCCUUCAGCGCUGCCCAAGUGGAAUCUCCAUGGAGACUCACCCAGCCGUCCAUCAUUUCCAACAUCGUUCUGAUGAAAGGGCAAGGCAAGGGUCUUGGAUUUAGCAUUGUGGGUGGUCAGGAUUCUGCUCGUGGACGCAUGGGGAUUUUUGUGAAGACUAUAUUCCCAAAUGGAGCAGCGGCUGCUGAUGGAAGGCUUAAAGAAGGGGAUGAAAUCCUGGAAGUUAAUGGAGAGUCUCUACAAGGACUGACCCAUCAGGAGGCCAUCCAGAGGUUUAAGCAACUCAAGAAGGGCGUGGUGACGCUGACGGUGCGCACACGGCUGCGCAGCCCCAGCCUCACACCCUGCGUGACCCCCACCCUGCUGAGCCGCUCCAGCUCGCCCAGUGCCAGCAGCAGCGUGCCUGUCCCCAGCCUCGAGGAGCCCGAUGGCUCCUCCUCCUCCAGCCGCAAGGGACCUGGACCCAAGGACAGGAUCGUCAUGGAUGUAACACUCAAUAAAGAGCCAGGGGUUGGUCUCGGCAUUGGUGCUUGUUGUCUCACACUGGAAAACAGUUCUCCCGGGAUAUACAUUCACAGCCUGGCCCCAGGAUCAGUGGCUAAAAUGGAUGGCAGAUUAAGCCGGGGUGACCAGAUUCUGGAGGCGGAUUCUGUGAGCCUGCGUCACGCAGCAUUAAGCGAAGCCUACGCAAUCCUGAGUGAGUGUGGACCGGGCCCGGUCAGCCUAAUCAUUAGUCGUCAUCCUAACCCAAAGGUUUCAGAGCAGGAGAUGGAUGAAGCAAUUGCACGUACUACCCACCGAGAGAGCAAGGAUGCCAGCUCCUCUCACGUCACAGGAGCUGUGCAAAAAAGCCCAUCUCCUAGUGUGAAGGCCAAACAAGGAGAGACCUCAUCUUCCCUCAGCUGGACAAUGAAACGCUUCUUGGAGCCAACAAGCCGGCAGGGAUCAGUCAGCUCUGAGGCAGAGCUUUCCCAGUACUUCUCCCACGAUGGUACGAGCCAUCUCCCCUUCCCUGAUGCUGUACCUGGCUCAUGUGAUGAAGAGCAUCUCCGCCAGAAGAACAGGAACAGUUGGUUGGACGAUGGCUCUGUUCUCCCUGGCAGCCUAACAGCAAGAGAUGCAGGAGUGACAAAAGCAAAUGGUUUGACUUCUUCAGCUGGUGGGAGGUCAUCUGGCCAUCACAACAAGCAUGUGGAGGCUGUCCGACCUGGCAUCCUCAGCGACAGCCCCAAAUCUGCCCGCAGCCCCUUUCACCGACAGAGGAGGGUUGUUUUCUAUGAUGGUGAUGCCAGUGAUGAUGAUGAAAGUUCCCACUUGCACAGAAGCCAGAGGGCCAAGAGCCAGGAGGAUGCUAGCAUUGUCAUUACAACCUCAUCUGUAGAAAUCGAUGAUGAGAGCCAGGACAGUGAGUCAUCGAGAUACAGUGGCAUGGAGACAUCUUCCCCUGUCUUCAGCAACUCUGUGGAGUCUGCAGACAGCACGCUGGAGCAAAUUGAAUCUCCCUUUUUUCCCAUCAUAGCAUUUGAUUACUCAAGUGUGCCUGAAGUUCGUCUUGGCAGCCUGAGUUUGAGGGAGCUCCGGGAAGCACAACUUGAAUCCAAGAGGUCACCAAAACUUGAGCACAGAGCAGUGACCAGAGUGAAAAGCAUGAUGAGUACUGAGUGCAGAAGCCUUCAGAGACACAGGACGGAGGAACAUGGCUCUUACAACAAGCCUGUUGCCAGGAUGCUCCCUCAUAGCAAGAAGUGUGAAGCAUCUGAUGCGGUUGGGCAGGGCCACGUUGAAGUUGUCACUCUGGUUCGCAAUGAGCAUGAGUCAUUCGGCCUGGAUUUGGAAAUCCAAGCCAUGCCCUUAAAGGUUGUUGUCACAGGGAUGCGGCCAGGUGGACCAGCAGAAAUGGGAUCAAUGGGCAAAAUGGCUGUAGGAGAUGAGAUUACCACCAUCAACAGCAUCCCUGUCAGCAAGAUGAUGUAUGAGGAAAUCUGCUUGCUUAUGCAGUGUCUUCCCACAUCCGUAACCCUGGAGAUCCAGAAGGCAGCAUCAGCUGUCAGCAGAUUUACAAACCUCAUCCUGUCUCCAGGCGUAGACACUCAAAAUCAGGCCAAUGUCAACAGCAUCCUCACAGCAGAGGAAGAGCAGAGUUCUAGGAAGCAGGAAAGAGCAGGUCUGCAAGCUUCUGUCAGUGGCUGCGCAGCACAGAGAGCAACACUGCCGCCUGAUGCCACGAGCAGAGAUGUGCACAGAGGUACCCCGAAGGGCAGCCGUGAGGAGGACUGCACGGCCAUCCCUGUCACUGACAUCGAUGACCUGCUCAGCCAGAUGGGAGCCCCCGAGAGCAGGGCCUCACGCACCCCGACACGCGCAGAAAGUCCCCUCCGAGAUGAGUACACCACGAUGUGCUGCUGUGGCACUGACGAAGGCUGCCCUGGGUCUGAGGCACGAGCACCCAAGGAGGAGCUGCUGGAAAAAACUGUGAAUUGCGGAACUAAUGCACAAGGGGUUUUGGGGCUGUCUGUGUUGGACUCCAUUAACACAGGCAAGCUUUUUACUGUGAAUAAAAACUCUUUAAAUAACUAUUCUAGGAAUUUUAGCAGUUUAAAUGAAGAUGAGUUGCCUGCAGCAAACUCUCUGGAAGGUAAGAGAAGUGACCCAUUUCCAAAGUCAAUGUAUGGGGCUGCAGAGGAUUCUCACUCGGACACAGAGUCUGUCACAGAAGCCUUUGACAGUGCUAGUGAGGUGUUGCUUGGGCAAUGUGCUGCUGCUAAUGCCCCUGCAGGCUCUACUGUAACAGAGUCAGAUGAGGAGCAGAUUGAGAUUUGUUGCAUGAACGAUGAGCUGCAGAAGGCUGCACAAGAGCAGCAUCUCACCUCUGGAACAAGCUCAUCCUCACUGUCCCUGCUGCACCCUUACAGUGGCAACGUUUUGCAGAAUCAGGGUUGUGCAAUGUGUGGGUCACUGGAGACAAGUAUCAACAAACUUGGUUUGGAAGAUCAUAGUGGUCCCACUCAAUGUUCUUCGCAGUGUCCAGAUGUGUCGUCUGCAUCCUUGUGUUCUCCUUCCUCAGUUCUCCUGCCAGAAGAAGACAUCCUAAAGAAUUCAGCCAGUACCCCUGAAGUUUACUCUUUCAGUAACAAUGGUGCCUUACAUACAGAAGAACAGAUGGAUUUGGGAAACAGUGAUGAAAACAAGAAAUGCUGUGAAUCCAUCAAAGAAAAAGGGUCUCUGCACUGCAAAAAGACAAGCUUUUGCUCUGCUAGAAAUGUCAAUGUCUUAGAUAACAGUUUGUUUGAGAAAGAAGGAUGUCAUGAUGAGCAGAGAUCCAAAUCUGAAAGUGAAAUGGCUGUUGAUGACUGUAAUCAUGCUGUUAAUUACUGCUUGGUGAAGAAAGAAACCAACAGUUUGUCCACCUUGUCUAAAACAGACAGCAAUCAUGUGAAUGCAUCGGCAACAAGAGGAAUAUCACUCAGGUCACCCUUUCCCACUAGAUCUAAAGAUCCAAAGGCUAAUGCAACUCAUGAAUUGCCAGGAAAAAAUGAGAAAAUUAACUCUGUGACUUCAGGAAGGACUUCAAAUGGAAAAGUCCAAAGCUCAGGCACAAAUCACUGCAAAGGAGCUGCAGUACCGCACAGCCCAUCCUCACAGAAAAAAUCCUGUCAGGAGGCUAAGGCAAUGGCACAAAAAAGUAUAAUGGACACCCUUUUAAAUAAUCAGAAAUCUAAAGCAGGACCAAAGCUAAAAGGGUUCACCAUCAAAAGCAGAGCAAAGACAAAUUCAGAUUCUUCUGGCAUUACUCCUACCAAAGUCAAUGGGGCUGAUCAGAAAAGGGCUUCUGUUUCUCCACAACUGUCCCCCAAACUCCUGGGAAAGAAGACACCAUUGCCCCGUAAUUCACCUACAAGCUCAGAUCCUGGAAAGAGCAUUUCAGCAGCCUCAAAGACUCUGAAAUCAGAGCUAGAAAAUAAAUCAUCUCUCGUAAUUUCUGAAGAUUCGCCUCUGCCUCUCCUGAAUGGCAGCAGCAGUCCAACCACAAGUGGUGAAAUUAAAUGUGGCUGUGGGGAGCUGUCAUGGGGAAAGCCAAAAGAGAAGCAAGUUUCCAUGCAGGCUAUGGUAUGUCAGGGUAAGGGUGCUAAGGUGGAUGAUUUCAGAGCCAGAGACGGUGCAGAUGACUUUAGGCAAUUAGAUUUGCAAAAUGUAGGAACAUCUGCUGGAGCCUGCUCUUCUUCAUUGGGGUCCCCCUCAGUUCAGCAGGAGCAGCAGGAAGGACAGGAGAUCCAACGCACUUUCAUUGAGGUGAAGCUUUCCUCCUCAUCAUCCCCUUCCUCCUCCUCCUCUGCCUCGUCCUCACCAGCAUCAUUUUUGCGGCUGCCAUUGCUGGAGAAAACAGAAGAGGUGAAUGCAGAAGUGCCUCGGCUGGCUGAGGAGACGGGGACCAUACCGUAUUUCUCAAGAGGAGAUACUGCUGGAGACAGACGUCUCUGUGGCUUGUCAAAACCUGUGACGAGGACCUACUCAAUGCCAUCCCAGUUAUCAGGUCACUCGAGGGAGGACUGCAGUGUUACAGAGGUUCACCCUAUGCAAGGCCCCCAGGGCCAAGCUGCAGAAGAGAAAUACCCACAGGCAGCAACAGGGAUGUUAAAGAUGGUUCACCUGAAUCUGCCUAACAACCAGAGUGGAAAGGAGCAGGCAUACUCCUCCAAAAGUGCCCAGAAGGUCCAUGACACAUCUCCCUCAGCCAGUGACAUCAGCUACCCCACUGCUGAUAAACUGAGAAGCUUCAGGAGGAAUUACUAUUACUAUGAGCUGAACUGGCCACAUGAGCCAAUUUCAUCCUUCUCUGUCAAACAGAGGAUCAAAUCCUUUGAAAACCUGGCAAAUUUUGACCGGCCCAUUGUGAAGGCCAUUGAUAUAUGCUCGGCUGCAAGGUUGCCUCUUGCCAGGAGGUCAUGUGGUGGGUUGGCCACCACAUCCAACUCCACAGAGGCACCGUGGGCACUGCGGCGCAGCUUGAGCUCCUACGGUGGCAGCCCCAGCCCAGCCAAUGCCAUGGCCAAAUCUCCUCUUGGCACAGAACCUGUGUUUGUGACCGAGGGUGGCAAAGGGGAUGGAAAGCCCCAGAGGAAUGAGGACGAUGGUGCUGAGGCAGACGUGGCCACAUUUCCCACCUCAGCCUCGCAGGUGCGCCGCAGCCGGGGCCUGGGGCGGCCACCGCUGUCCCGCUCCAGGCUGCGGGAGCUGAGAGCCCUCAGUAUGCCCGACCUGGACAAGCUGUGUGGAGAGGGCUUCUCGGAGCCCCCACAGCCCAUCUCCUUCAAGACAGAGCUGGAAAUCACACCCCGCAGAGGCUUUGGCACGCUUGCCCAGAGCGCGGUGGCUGCACCAGCCCGCUGCAGCCCCACGGAGCUGGGUGCAACGGGAGCAGGAGCCUGCAGCCCCCGGGACAGCAGCUCAGGAACGCCGGGUUCUGCCUCGGAUGAUGACGUGCCCCAUGGCAGCUCUCUGAAUGGAGGAAACAGCUGGUCUAUCAGCUUGGAUCAGCUGCUCAUCUCAAGCCUGGGCCAGCAAAAAAUGCAGUCUGUUUUGUCAGUGGUAGUACCAAAAUGUGAUGUUGCUGCCAUGCUCCAAGAAGUCAAAGCACAAGUAAAGAGCAAAGAAGAUACAUACUUUGUAGUCUUGCACAAAGAAGAAGGAGCUGGCCUGGGAUUUAGUGUUGCUGGAGGAAUAGACUUGGAACAGAAAUCAGUCACAGUCCACAGGGUGUUUUCAAAGGGAGUGGCAUCUCAAGAAGGGACUAUCCAGCGAGGAGAUUUUGUUCUGUCAAUCAAUGGCAAAUCUCUGGCAAGCUCAGUCCAUGGGGAUGUCCUGAAUACUCUUCAUCACGCAAGGCUGUACAAAUAUGCAGUCAUUGUCAUCCAGAAGGAAAAAGACAAAACAAACAAUUCCUCCAGACUCGAGAUACCAGCUACUGGCAGAAAAUGUGUGGGGUCUGGAAAGGAUGUUUCCAUGGAAAUAGGAGCAGAUCCAAACCUGGACAUGAAUGAUGUAAUCUGUGUUGAAUUAUUGAAAACCUCUGCUGGUUUGGGAUUCAGUCUCGAUGGUGGAAAAGCUUCCAUUGCUGGAGAUAAGCCUUUGCUUGUAAAAAGGAUAUUUAAAGGUGGUGCUGCGGAGCAAUCUGGAAACAUAGAAACUGGAGAUGAAAUUCUUGCUGUUAGUGGGAAGUCAUUAAUUGGGCUCAUGCAUUACGAUGCCUGGAACAUCAUUAAAUCUGUGCCAGAGGGGCCUGUUCAAUUGCUGAUCAGAAAACACAGAACUGCAGUAUGA
Messenger RNA from Cinclus cinclus, 7932 nucleotides. It is a transcript of the gene PDZD2, whose product is annotated as PDZ domain containing 2. Gene Ontology annotation, molecular function: cytokine activity. The record is from RefSeq and is a predicted model, not a curated record. The transcript is spliced from 24 exons. The coding region runs from base 1 to 7932 and encodes 2643 amino acids. NCBI's taxonomy places the organism in Eukaryota, Metazoa, Chordata, Aves, Passeriformes, Cinclidae.